UUUGGACUGUGACACUCUUCGUAAAUUUCAUUUCCGCGACUUGAAAUUUUCAGUUGAACUUGUUUUUUUUUCUCAUUUGAACUGAUACUCUUAUGAGUUCACUGAUUUUCGAUAAAUUUUAAUCUGUUAAAUCGAAAAUUAAACCAACUUGAAUGAUUGUUUUGUUUACUUCUUAAUUUCCUUCUUAUAAACAUUGAAGAAAGUUCAUCAAAGACUGCGGGAAGUCGAAUUUUGAAGUGAGAGCGACCUAGCAUAAUCUGGAGCCUACCAUUGCGUAAAUGUUUACAAUAGCCCGAGGCGUUUUCCAGGAACCGAGCAACAUUAAAGUGGCAGACUUGCUAUCGUUUUGAAUGCAAACACUAACUGUUUACGCUAGGACGUUUCCGGCGUGACGGAAUUCUCGAGAUCAGCAAUAUUAUAAUGGCAGUUCAAACGUCCCCCGUGGAAAAAUGGCAGAGUUAAAACUCUUCAUGAAGUCUUUGAAUUUGACAAAUUUUGAACUUCAUUUGUACGUUUUGAUGCCCCGAAGCCAUACUUAAACUUAGUGAUUGUCUCACUUGCUGCUUAGCUGCAGAAAAGUUACAAAUUUCAGCUUCGGAAGAUUUACCAAAAUAAAACGGCAAAAAUUUACUAAAUUUCACCAAAAACCAAUGUAUUCUAAACACUAAUGCAAGAUAGUUGAAGAAAAUACAGGUUAUAAAAUUAAUUUAUCAUCUUUUUCCGGAAACUGUUUCAGUUGCUAAUUUUGUAUAAAUUCAACUUUUUUUGCACUUUUACAGGUUUAUUGAAUUUUUAACUGGCAAUACUAUCAUAAAAUCUGUUAAUUUUGCCGUAAAUUUGGGAGUUAAUUAUUCAAAAUUUCGUUAAGUAUUCAGGAAAUACAACUACUUAUCAGUUUGUAAUUUAUUGUAACAUAUUUCAAUCUCCAUCUUUUGAGCGUUACUGAAACUGCAAAAAAUUAAAAACAAAUCCUUUAAAAUCAGCGAUGCGAUUGAAUUUGUCAUAAACUUUAAAGUAUCUUGCUGCUAAAAAGGUUCCGGUAACAUAUGUUACAAAAUCCCUUCGGAAAGCAUAACAACUUGAACAAGUUCCAGUCUUUUGAGUGGAUCAAUUCACUAUUCGACAAAGACAAUCAUUGAAUGACUUUUCUUUACAUCUGACAAUCUGUUGAAAUUUAUUGCGAUAUUAUACAACUUCUUUGUUACAAUACAGAUUAAAAAAUCGGUCCGCUCGAUUAAGCUUUGCAAAAUUAAUCUUUUUGUCCAAACACUAAUUUGCGGAUCACAUUAUAUAAUCUUCAUUUUUUUUAAACUUAAUUGACAUCUUAAUGAGAAAAUGAAGAUUACUUCAAUUUUGAGCUUCGGUAUUUCAGUGAUUACUGUAUUUAAGCAGUGUGUUACCUUGAACUGCCCCGCCUGGAAUAUCGACGCCCGUGAAAACAUAUGUUUUGUCGGUGAAUAUAAUGAGCUCUCUAACAUUAUUGAACCUGAAAGCCAAAAUUUUGUCGAAACAAAUGCUCAAGUUUUAGAAAACAUCACAAAAAACGUAUGCGAGCUGCCAAUUCAAACUAUAUGUGCUUUGAAACGUCAACAUACAUAUCCGCUCCAAAUAAAAAGCUUGAAACCUUUUUCGAAUCUUCUUUUAUUGGUAGUUAAAGAUGAGUUUUUAUCGUCACUGGAGCCUUCGGUCAUUCUACCCGAACUUAAUUCGCCAACUCGCAGUACGGAAGUCAAGAUUAAGCUCAUUCGGUUAAUCGGGCAAAUUGAUCUGUUUCAUCUAAUUGAUAACGUCGAUCCGAUUCACAGACCAGAAGCGUUGGCUAUAUUAUCCAGAACUCCUAGAAGUAUAACUCACUUAAACGAACUGGUCUACAAGCAGAUGCAGUUGAUUCUGACUAAAGGUUUCCGUUUCGACCAGCUGAACCUUUUUGGGGAAAGUUCGCAGUAUAAAGAAUACCUGAACAGCAUUCUAACGGGGAUUGAGACUGGAUUUAAAAAUGAACCUUUAAGCUGCUUCGAGAGCCAAAAAUUAUUUGAAUUCGUCAAAAGCAUGGUACAAGAGCGCAAGAUGAACCCUCGCUUCUUCUAUGACUAUCAAAGGUCAGUUCUGGUUUGGGUCAAACUUUGGGGUCAAAUUUUGCCCUGUGUCGGAACCCACGAAACGAUCAUACCUAAAUCACGAGGCAUGCAAAUAGUCGAAGCACUCGUUAAGACGAAUCCAUCUACUGAUUUUGGUGAAAAUAUGGGAGCUAAUUUGUUAUUGCAAACUUUGCAAAAUGCUCCUGCAAUAAACAAACACAAUGGAGAAGACUUUGCUUAUGAUUCGAUUUCUCAUUUGUGGAAAUAUGCGACUUACGAACAUUUUCGAUACAUUGAAAGAGCUCGGAAAUAUAAACAACGAAGUCUGGAAAGUCCGAGAACGAUAUACAACAUGUUUUCACAGCCACAGAGCUUAGUUUUCACGAUAAAACUAGCCGAACUUGAGUGUAAUUUCCCAAAGGAGCUCUCAUGUAUUUGGUAUUACAAUUCCGAGAGCCGAGAGCAGACUUUACGAUUCAAUAACUUCAAGUCGGAUUUGAUCCCGAUUUCUAGUUUAUCAUGGUCGGCUAAACGACAGAUAGCGAAUUUGAUAUUCACUAACCAAGUUACGGGUAUUCCGAUGACUAGCAAACUGGCAACUUUGGGAGGUCUUAUUUCAGGCCUAGAUAUUACUUUACUUGUCAAAAUGAUAGUUAGAUCGAAGCAAUCUUCUGAAAUCUCGAGAAUUAUUCUCAAUGAAAUCGAAAACAAUGGUUCAUAUUUUAGUCAUUUUCAGAAAAGUGUUCUAAUUGGAAAUAUUUUGAACAUAACUUCUGAUGCAGCUAACUUGCCCGAAGAUUUUUGGGAGUUUCUCCCAUUUUCAAGUUUUCUACAAGCAUCCAGAACUAUUUCGAAACUAAACGUAAAAAGCAUCCAAGAACAAUUCAUAGAAAAACCAUGGAGACAAAAGCAUGCUCAAGUUAUCGCGAAAGAUUUUGAACUUUCUGUCGAACGAAGGACGGACUUAUCAAUUUCAACUAGGGGAGCUUGGAUUAUGCCAACCGAAAUUGAGCGAUCCAAAUUUUCUCCAGAAAUUUUUAAAUUCAUUCAAAGCGUUUCAGCAAGCCAAAGUUCAGAAUAUGCCUUUCAGAUAGCACAAAAAGUUCAACAAUAUUACUCUUCAUUGAAAAACAGCGAGUUUACUUUUUCACUGAUAGAAGCACCCAUUUUGGCUUCUAUUCCUGGAAAAGUUUUACGCGAGUUCUCGAUUUCUGCUUUUUUGAGACAAAAUUCAUGUCGCGAAUUGAUUUCAAAAAUAGCAAAAUUAGAUGAUAAUCACCGGUUUUCUAAUGGGAGAAAUCAACAGUUAGCCCAUUUGUUCAUAAGUAAUUGUGGACAGGAGAAAAAGGAAAAUUUGGGAAAGGAAGUUAGCGAGCAGUUAUUAUAUAGUAUGGGAAGCCUUGUAUGCUAUAUUUCCCCAAAUUAUAUCAGAUUAACAGGCAAAAAAAUUCUUCAAAACUCCCUGGAGCUUUUCGACCAGUGCUGCCUAACCAAAAAUCAAAGCAUAGCUAUCAAAACAGUUCUUCUUGAAAACUCUAACGCACAAAAAACAGAAGAAUUAUCAAAAACUUCGCCAAAAUUGAAGUACUUAAAAUACUACAAUUUAUUUUGCCAAGUAUUUGAUUUUGAUUUCUCUGUUUUCGAAAUUGUAAAUUCAAGCAGCAACUUGUUUAUGACAACAUUCGAUGAAAGAUCAGCUGUUUACCAGUUGGUCAAUCAGGGUGGAAUUCUUUCAGGCACCGAAAGGUCGGGAAAGUUCACGCCUAAGGAUGAAUGCGCGAAAAAAUUCAAAGAUGAAGGUCGUUUGUAUGAUGUCAAAUUGUGUCACAAAAAUGCAACUGAACUGAUUUUGCUUAUGGAACCGGAAACUCUCAAAUGCAACACGUUAAAGAUACUCGACCAAGGAAUUCGUUGGAUAGACGCUAAUCAAAUCCAGGCCAUGCCUCUUGACGAACUAAAAAACUGCCUCGACUACCUAGGAACCGAAAUAGAUCAAUCACAAAUUACGCACUUGAGUGAAACAAUUCUGAAACGUUUAAGAAAAACCGGCAACAUGCGCGAAUUAAAACCAGAACAAUUGAAAAACUUCUUGCCGUAUGUCACUUCAUGGGAUCUAAGAAGUGAUCGACUCUCAUUGGCCGAUUCUAGUUAUGACGUAAUGAACUUAUUAUCCAAUCAGGUUCUUUCUAGAGAUUCGUCGAUACUUAUUCAAAACUGUUCAUUUCCCGAAAAAUUUCAUUCGCAAUUAUUCUCUUUUCCAUCGGAACAAGAAACCCGGGCCUUCAUACUAUCAAUGGGUGGAUUGCUGUGUUAUGAACCAGAAAAAGUAAUCCCACUAGUUAAACCAAAAUAUAUCAAAGAUUUAUCAAACUCGUUGAGUAAUUGCCCGUUCGAAUACAUUGAUAGAUUAUCAGUAGUGAAAUCAUUAUUAGAUGACACAGUUUUCAACAUCCACGACAUUGGUAAUGUUGAAGAUUUGGGAAUAUUUGGAUACCAACUUUUGACUGACAACUCUAUAACUGAAGUUGUGGACGAGCCUAUGGUACAAGCGAUAAGCUUGCAAGCGUUAGCCAUUAUGCCUCCAACUUAUGUAGCCAUGAUGAUACCUGAAAAUAUUUUUCUGAAGUUCUCGUUGCAACAGGCCAAUUUUCUGUUUAAAUUCAAGAUUGAAUUUCUAAGUUUGCGUCAAAUUAAUUUUCUGACCUUGACUCUAAACCGAAACGAUUAUAUACAAAAUUUUGACGACCGCUUAGAUCCAAUCAUUUCUAUAAGUGCGACUGAAGACCAAAUAAGUCAAAAUAUCGACCAUUUUGGAAAUCAAGUGAGACAAAAUUCGACAAAACUCUACGAUAGACAUUCAAACCUAAUCUACGUGUACAGUGCUUCUUAUAAAUGUGAUAGUUAUUUUCUACUUUUCGUUUCUGUCUGUAUCAAAUGUUUAUUUUAAAAAUGCUUUAUAAUGGCUUAAAUGAAAUGAAAUUGUCUUCAAAUUGCAUAGCAAAAAUCGUAUUU
Messenger RNA from Symsagittifera roscoffensis, 5090 nucleotides. RefSeq lists its product as uncharacterized. The record is from RefSeq and is a predicted model, not a curated record. Bases 1336 to 5025 code for a protein of 1229 amino acids. The transcript has 2 exons. Lineage: Eukaryota; Metazoa; Xenacoelomorpha; Acoela; Convolutidae.